UUUGUAAUGGCGAGUACUGCUACUACAUCUCGUGAAGACAUUAAAGUAGUGCUUAUCGAUACUCGGUACAUCGAAACCGAUCUCCAUAGCUUCAAAUCCGUAGUUCAAAGGCUCAGGGGAAAGGAUUGUUGCGUCUCUUGGAUAGAUGAGAGCUCGUUUUCCUGUAGUAAAACAGGAACAAAUAAUGUUGCAGGAAAGGUUGCAGCUGAAGGGUCAUAUGGCACUGCCGCCACUGGCUGCAGCUAUAGUGGUGGUGCUGGCGGUGGCCGCAGUGACGUUGAUCGUGUUUCCACGUUAACGAAGGGUUUAUCUUUUAAAGACUUGGAUAGGUUGAUCAUGGAGGCGCCACCAUUAGACGAGUUGAACUGGUUGUGGGCCGAGUACUAGCUAGAAUUCGCAUUAUAUCCCCCGAGUU
Messenger RNA from Hibiscus syriacus, 415 nucleotides. RefSeq names its product VQ motif-containing protein 10-like. NCBI's taxonomy places the organism in Eukaryota, Viridiplantae, Streptophyta, Magnoliopsida, Malvales, Malvaceae. The transcript has a single exon. The record is from RefSeq and is a predicted model, not a curated record. The coding region runs from base 7 to 387 and encodes 126 amino acids.